Messenger RNA from Coprinopsis cinerea okayama7#130, 222 nucleotides. NCBI's taxonomy places the organism in Eukaryota, Fungi, Basidiomycota, Agaricomycetes, Agaricales, Psathyrellaceae. The record is from the annotation of a RefSeq genome assembly.
AUGUUAGCAGCAGCAAAAUACAUUGGAGCAGGUUUAGCUUGUUCAGGUUUAAUAGGAGCUGGAGCAGGGAUUGGGACAGUAUUUGGUUCAUUAAUCAUAGCAACAGCAAGAAAUCCACAACUUAGAGGUCAAUUAUUCACUUAUGCAAUCUUAGGUUUCGCUUUAGCGGAAGCUACAGGAUUAUUCGCAUUAAUGAUGGCAUUCUUAUUACUUUACUCAUAA